AUGCAGUCCAGCACCUUGCCGGUGUCGAGCACGACUGCCACUGCACGACUCGAAAGAAGCCAUCCAGGAGUGCGCCGCUCGACACCUGACUCCGAUGCGCUGGCCUCCUCGGACGACGAUGGAGACCACAUCCCUCUCACCCAGACUAUCACGGCGCCCGCGACGAAGCCUGUGCGCCGUACCUCAUGGCUGAACGAGAUACCACUUUCUGCCCAGCGCAAGCAUUCUUUGUCCGGAGGCCCGCUCACAUCUGCGCCCUCCAAUCCCGUGAGCCCUUCCACUGAACAAGGACCUUGGAGUGCAAACACCACCAGCCCCGGGCUCAGUGGCUCGUUCAAUUGGAACCAAGCUGGAGGCAGCUCCUUCCCAUGGGGUACUGGCAUCUGGAACUCAGAGUCCCGUAAGGAACCUCCGUCACGCCUGUCUGAGAUCGUCCCGUCUCCCACCAUGACCACACCAGUCCCCACGAGUGGUCCGCUCGGCGAGGAGAUGCUCAGCCCAAUCACUCGAACGAUCUCCGGUGAAUCGGCUAUUCCGUUCUCAAUCCCGCUGCAUCCAACUCCGAAGACAUACCGUUCGCAGUCCUACUCGGUUGGGCAGAUGGAUCCCGAGUACUUAGGGAUGGUUGCCAGUAAGUCUGGUACCGGUGCACAGUAUCCUACUGGCCGCCCCCGAGGCCCCGGUCAAUUGUCAUCUGGCCAGCCACGCGCAUCGCGACCCAGUGUACUCGGUGAGCUCGGGCAUGACCCUGCCAUGCUCGGUCGUGUUCAAGAGGACGACGAUGGCGAUGAGAGCCUCAAUGGCUCUGACGGUGACACCAGCUACUCCGCUAGCCAAGCUCGCACCAUUGAACAACUGGCCCGUGAAAAUGCAAUUCUCCGCCAACAGGCCGCUGCAGGCCAGAUGGAUAGCCGAUUCCGUGAUCGUGCAGCUUCAUCUGCCUCAGUCGUGAGCGGUAUCCACUCUGGUCACCGCAUCCGCGGGGGUGUUCCAGAAGAAGAUCUGGCCGUUGAGGAGCUGGGUGAAUUACGUGAUAUUCAAGGCUAUGGCAACGCUCGCAGCGGCACCCGACGGCGCUUCUCAGAGCAUUCAUCCAAUCUUGAACCACAGUUCUCUGCGUUUGCCACACCCCUUGAGAACCGCGCCUUGGAAAAUGUGCAGUCGCCGUCACUCCUUCGCCGACAUCCCUAUGCGCCACAGCUCGGUCGACUCACAAGCAACGGCGACCCCCGGGCCGCGCUCGGAGAUCGCGAUGAAGGAUAUGGCAAUAUUGCGGAAUAUCCCACACAACAACCCUACUAUUCCCGCGAGCAGACAUUGCGCGGAGAUGGUUCUUCAGGGAUCCCCGCCUCUCUUAACCAGUACACCAUGUCUGGUGCGUAUGGCCGUCAGCCAGGAGCUCUGUCGCACGGUCAUCAGAACCAGCUUCUGUACAUCGUUACCUUCAAGUGCCACCGUGCCGACGUCUUCUACAUCCAAGAAGACACUGGCCUCCAGGUGAAAGCUGGUGAUCUUGUCAUCGUCGAAGCAGACCGAGGCACGGACUUGGGCACGGUGCAACAUGCAAACAUCUCUCUGCAGAGGGCACGAGAGCUGAAACAGCAGUAUGCCGAGGAACAUUACAAGUGGCUCAUGAUGUUCUCUCGUCAGGGACAGCUAGAGGGCUCGACUGCCGGCAGUACAGGCUUGACUGCUCGCAGUGCCACGGGUGGCAUGGGUCCUCAUGCUCAUGGCGUCCAGGAGACCGCCACUGAUAUCAAACCCAAGCUGAUCAAGCGUCUCGCGCAGAACCACGAGAUUCUCACUCUGCGCGACAAGGAAGGCAAUGAGGCCAAGGCUAAAAGGGUCUGUCAGCAAAAGGUUUCUGAGCACCGACUGAACAUGGAGAUCCUGGAUGCGGAGUUCCAAAUGGACUGGAAGAAGCUCACCUUCUACUAUUUCGCUGACUCGUAUAUCAACUUCAAUUCCUUGGUCACCGACCUGUUCAAGAUCUAUAAGACCCGGAUCUGGAUCCAGGAUGCUGCGCAGCCUGACCGUCGUCAACAGCACGAUGCACGUGCUUACCCCGGAGGACGUGACGACGUUGGACGCGAGGGCAUGGCCAAUCCAGUGGGAAUGAUCCGAUCCGCAUACGCAGAUACGUAUCCGUCUUUCCCUCCGCCAUCGCGGCACGUCGAUGCCGCUGCCGCUGACCCCUUCGCCCCCUACUCGCCUACUGGCUUCGGUAAUUUGGAGGCAGGAUUCUCCGAUUACCAAGUUGGCGCUAUGGGUUCGAACGGUGCAGCCCGGAUGCCACCCGCACAGGGGGAGUGGGUGAGCCGGUUCCAGGGUCUAUCGCUCAAUUCAUGA
This is a messenger RNA of Penicillium daleae, 2349 nucleotides long. Its product is annotated as PSP1 family protein. Bases 1 to 2349 code for a protein of 782 amino acids. The transcript is spliced from 5 exons. NCBI's taxonomy places the organism in Eukaryota, Fungi, Ascomycota, Eurotiomycetes, Eurotiales, Aspergillaceae. The record is from RefSeq and is a predicted model, not a curated record. Gene Ontology annotation, cellular component: cytoplasm.